ACAGGCAACGUGAAAGCGAUCAUUCAUUGCGACAGAGGAGUGUUGUAAUUUACCUUGGUUUGUGAUGAAACACGGGAAGUUCGAUCCCAAUUUUCACUUUCCUAUUGAAACGCCAAGACUUGUUAAAUCUUUGGUUACGCUAUUGUGACAUUGCGACCGAAACAUCAGCCUUAGGCCCUCCUUGUUGACUAAAAGUUUAAACUCUGAACGUUUGAACUUGAAUCAAGCCGAGAACAGAACGGAAAUUGCCAUAAAGGAACGACCGUUGAUUGAUUGUUCUUCUAUAAUCAGGAAAAUCUGUUCAAGGAAUAAUAUGCUCUGGCGAAGACAUAAUUCGCAGUGAUCUGCUGUCAUCUAAAGUUCAGCAUGAAUCACCCAUCUGAUGAACCCGACGACAACCAAAAUUUCCACGAUGAAAUCUCCUCGACUCUGAAAGACGUGGAGAUAUUUCUCAGUGACCUCGCGGAGGAAUCACUUCAGUUACAUCUCGAAAAACAAAGAGAUGAGCUCCUUGAGAAGGUAAUUCAACUGAAAAAGAAGGUCACAGAGUACAAAAACUCUCAGAUGGUUACAAAUGGAAUCAAAUCCCCGAGACCCAAAAGAAAAAGCUACCCGUUUGCGGCUGUAAAGGACAGUAUGCAUACAUACGCUGCGCAUUUACAAAAAAUAAACGUGGAUGUGAAACCUAAGCACCCAGGCUCACCCGAGAUAAGGCGGUCAGUGGAUAAGCCUAAAAUGCGCCCGCGCUCCGUGUCGUGUCCCGAAAUUCGCUUCACUUUAAGUCAUGCGUGGAGGACGUCCCUUCCUAAGGUUCCAGAAAACGAGGAGCUCAAAGUAGAUGGAGACAAAGGAUCCUUAUCAGAGGAAGACUAAAUGCUAGUUGCGUCAACAGGUUUAUGUACAAAUUUCUUCUUCUCGAAAUCCAGUCCUCUAUGCAUGUUGACUCAAAAAGAAUGGAAAUAGAAUUAGCUGCGCUGAAUAAAGAGAAAGGACCAUUAAAUCUUCCAAGAGUAAACAGUUGAAGGCAGAGCAUAAGAUGUUGUGUUCAUUACCUGUGCCCCAGUCUUCCUCGCUGUUCGUGGAACGAACCACAACCGUACGCGAAGUGUCCUGAGAUGGUCAUAAAUGAGUACUAAUUGGAUAAAUUAAACCUGGGAGAGUUUGAAGCCAUGGAUCCACACUUAUUUAAGGUCUUAGUUUCGUUACGGAAGAAUAACAUUUGCGCUCGAGAGCGACCAGUGAGGUCACGCAGACUGGGUCACGCGAAAAAAUAACAUUGAUAUACUGCUGACAAGUGCGAAAGUCACAUAAAUUAAUAAAGUAAUAGUGGUAAUAUAAAACGGAAGUUAUCUUAACUUAUUUGACUUCGACUUGGAGCCGAUCUAAUAUGGAAUGUGUAUCUGCUUUUCUACAUUUUUAUUUAUUUGAGAAUUCUAUUUGCUUGUGCACGUUGGGUAAUAAACUCGCUUUCACGCCGA
This is a messenger RNA of Pocillopora verrucosa, 1478 nucleotides long. RefSeq lists its product as uncharacterized. The record is from RefSeq and is a predicted model, not a curated record. Lineage: Eukaryota; Metazoa; Cnidaria; Anthozoa; Scleractinia; Pocilloporidae.